UUCCGAGCGACUGGUGAAGAUAAUGCGGCUUUUUCUUGCACAGCAAGUACGAGGUAAGAUCGAUAGCGGAGAAGCGAACGAAGUAUCCUUUUUCUCAAACAUUAGAGUGAAGGAGUUGUACUGUUACAAUAUGACAUAUAUACUAAGCGGGCGAAAACAACGGACUAUUGAAUGCCCUUGUUACCAGAACGCUGCUGCGAAGUGAAUUUACUUUCUGGUCGUAGUGAAUGCCAAUACAUUCACAAGUGGAUAUUACAGAAACAAAGUUUCUAGCCUGCUUACAGUGGACGCUGGUGUUAUUUGACCGCAUAUAUUACCCGAUAGCAUUCUGUUUCGUGUGCUGUUGUCAACAGAUAUGUAUUAUUCCAAUGAGAGAUGAAAUAGUGUUACACAAACGAGAGGUGACACAGUGUAACGAUAGGAUUUGGUCGCCAAUGGCUGGAAUGUUUUUUCUGAACUAGUCAUUUUAUGAUCCUUUAUAAACCCUCUUCAUUUUCUUAUAAAACAGGAAAGUUCGCAGGAAAACCUAAAUUUUUUAUCAAGGGUCCAAACAAACUUGUUGACGCGUUCGGACUCAGCCAGUGGGACGAUCUGUGGCAGUUGCGGCGAUCCCAUUGCUAGAGUGAAGGCUGUAAUGUGAAGACGACAGUGGUGCGAUCUUUCUACAUGCUCCACGAAUGACCGCUCAAAUGUCAGUGACCGGAAGCCGAUUAAUUGUUCUCAUGACCAUUAUUGGUCUGAGUUACAGUCUAGACUGCUACACAUGCGACUGGAACCAUCAGAAUGACACGAUGGAUGACGCCUGUCUGGGAGCUCCCUACCGAACCCCUUCCUUCGCCUGCCCGAAGGAAACUAUCUUCGGGAAGAUAGACAUGUGUCAGACUCACGCCGAAUUCGAGGUCAAGGACGGUGAGCUGAACUUGGUAACGCUCAAGCGUCACUGCGGUGUGAAACAUUCCAAAUGCAACAACGAAUGUUCCGACAAAAGCCCAGAUUGUUGGCUGUGCUGCAGGGACAACAACAACUGUAAUGGUUUCCCGUUGCGUGGCAACCUCGUUGUCGUCAGCUCGGGCUCGUCACGUGAUCUAUCUCAGGCGGCCAUUUUGAUUUUGACAACCAGUUGGUUGAAUGUUGUGCUUUGUUUCUCAGGUUAAGAUACAAAAAAACAGUGCAAUUCUCACAGGACAUUGAAGAUCAUCCCGGUUGUGUUUUUGUUUUCAUCAUGACAUAAUAAGUGUACAAUAUCAAUAUGUAGUUAUGUUUACCAUCGCUGUUUACUGUUCCUAGUUCGUAAUAUUGUCGAUAACGUCACAUUUCACGCGUGUGUGAACUUUGUAUAAAAUCAUUUGUCUUUCUCUGCAAUCUCAUUCCGUUUUAUUGUUAUACUCGUGUACGUUUAUUUCAAAUAUAAAAAUUCCGUUUAUAGCAAUUAUACAAAGGCGUUUUGUGCACAAAUCAAUUAGCAUGCUUUGAAAUAUGUUUGGAGUCAUAAAUUCAUGAUGCAAAACAUAACGAUCGUAUUCAUUUGCAGGACGUUUUAUAAAUUAGGAUUUGUGUUUUGUUAGUAUCGUCGUAAAAUCAUAGUUGAAUAAUAAAUUGUACAUAUAUUGA
Dreissena polymorpha is the source of this 1611-nucleotide messenger RNA. RefSeq lists its product as uncharacterized. Lineage: Eukaryota; Metazoa; Mollusca; Bivalvia; Myida; Dreissenidae. The record is from RefSeq and is a predicted model, not a curated record. Bases 678 to 1154 code for a protein of 158 amino acids. The transcript is spliced from 3 exons.